AGUAGCAAGCCAGGCCGUAAAGGGCCAGUCCACUGUCCACAGAUUGAUACAGAGCUAACGGAAGAUAUUUUCUUGCCAGUUGGAGUUCGCAAAAUGGUUUUACUUAAAGGAUACAACCUUCCAGAAUUAAAGUCCAACCUGCCUAACUAUAAGUGUGUGGUGAACACUGGAUCAGCCAGUUAUGAGGCCCCAGCAGAGCUACUGGAUGACCGCCACCUCACUUGCAGCAUGCCAGAAAUGCAUUAUACCGAACAGACGGGGUAUGCUGCCUGCAGAUCUGUCAGUCUAUUGGGGCAAUGAUUUCUAUUUGGAAAGUACUAGUAGACUUAUUGCCCAUCUGUACAAGUGCGAUGUGCUCGCAAAUGCUGAAUGCAGCCUUUGUAUGAACCUCAACUACACACAGCCAAACCUGGAGUGUUUCUGGUGUGAUGGACGCUGCAGCUACAUGAACAAAUGUGACCAGCGGGCAGCUGUUGCAUGUCCAGCCCCAGAAAUACUUAGUGUGUAUCCACUGUCAGGACCUGUUCAGGGAGGUACAAAUAUCACCAUUGAAGGCCGCAAUCUAGGCUCAAAGUUUGAGGACAUUGAAGAUGCCGUCCAUAUUACCAAUGUUCGCUGCAUACCCUUCCGAAGUCUCUACUCUCCAUCUCGCAGAAUUGUCUGUCAGACACAAUGGCGAGGUCAGAUUGCUCAAGGCCCAAUAGAGGUCAGACUUGGCUCUGCAACUGUACGCUACACUGAGGACUUUCAGUACAGGAGUCCUGUGCUUGUAGACAUCCAGCCCCAGAAUGGCCCAAUGUCUGGGGGGUCGCGUGUUACCAUCUUUGGGCGUGACCUCAACACAGGUGGAGAGAUAAAGGCAGUGCUAGGAGAUGUUCUCUGCAUCAUAGAUGUCAAAACACUGACAGCAGAGUCUGUGGUGUGCGAAACUACGCAAGUGUGGCAACCCGAGUCAAAGUCCCCUAUAAAGGUGUUUUUUGAUGGCUUCCGGAUCAUUCUUGACCGUGAAUUUGUGUAUCGUCCAGAUCCAGUUAUUACACAUAUCAAACCACUGGAGAGUAUCAUGGAAGGAGGUCGAGUCUUAACUAUCAGUGGCACAGACCUUGAGUAUGUGCAGCAUCCACGAAUGUUUGCCUACGUGCCUAUGGAAGGGGGAUAUUAUUUCCCGACAGACAGCACAAAAUGCAAUAUUGUCGGCUCCAAGGAGAUGAAGUGUACUACACCAUCCCUUUUUCCUGGCCGCAACCUCAAGACAACUACUAUUAUCCAUUCACGGCGCCGGCGCCAUCUGCCUUCGGUUGUCGACAGCAACAGCUGGCUGAUACAACGUCCAGUUCCUGUGAGUGGUCACACCACUCUCAGCCACAUGUUGUUAGCAGAUCACCUUCGACCCAAGACAGAUGAUCAUUCCGAGUUAAGUAAUCUCUCAGAGGAGAGCCAGACAGACCUAAUGGAGGUGAAGCUGCUGAGGGUUAAGCGCGUGGAGCCAAUCAAAGUGGUACAGCUUGGUUUCAUUAUGGAUGGUGUGUUGUCUGUUAGAAACCUUUCUGGUGCUCAAGGAUUGGACUUUCAUCUUAAAUAUUACCCCAAUCCUCGUGUCUACAAUUUCUCUGAGCCAAACAACAUCAAGGUCUUUAAAGGCGAAAUGAUCAUAAUAGAGGGUGCAGACCUGACUUUAGCAGCCACAAAGCAUGAAGUGUUGGUCUGGGUGGGAAAGGAGGCUUGCAAUGUCACUCUUUUGACAUCUGAACAAAUAGCAUGUGAGCCUCCAGCCAGUCAGCCACCAGGUUUAGACAGCCAAGGAAACUUGGACAAAAAAAUUCUGCCCCUUGUUGUGGUGGAGGUGAGUAAUAUGCGAUACAUGGUGGGGCGAGUCGAGUAUGAUGUCCCUGAAAAAUUUAGCUUUCCGAUGGAGGCCAUUGCAGGCAUUGCUGCAGGGGGCAGCUUCCUUCUCCUCAUCAUCAUUCUCAUCCUCAUCAUUUAUCGAAGGCAGAGCACGCGAGCUGAACGCAUUUACCACAAGCUUCAGAUACAGCUGGACAACCUUGAGAGCAACGUCCGAAAUGAGUGCAAGCAAGCAUUUGCAGAAUUACAGACAGAUAUGACUGACAUGACAGGUGAACUGGUGUCCACUGGCAUUCCAUUCUGGGACUAUCACACCUACACUUUCAAGGUUCUCUUCCCUGGCCUCACUGACCAUGUCAUACUCCAUCCACCAAUGCAGAAAAAUGGCCAGUUCAGAUUCUCUGAUCAGGGCCUGCAACUCUUCCAUCAACUUCUCAACAAGAAAAUCUUUCUUCUUACUUUCAUUCGAACUCUGGAAGCCCAGCGUGCCUUUAGUAUUAGAGACAGAGCACAUGUCGCGUCAUUGCUCAUCAUCAUCUACCAGAACAACAUGGAGUACGUCACAGACAUUCUCAAGGCUCUGCUUGUAGACCUUGUGCACAAGUCCGUGGCAGGCAGACAUCCCAAACUGAUGCUACGGCGAUCAGAGUCCGUUGUUGAGAAACUGUUGACCAACUGGUUGUCUCUCUGUCUUUACAAACACUUAAAGGACCAUGCAGGCUCAUCACUUUUCAUGCUUUACAAGGCCAUUAAGCUGCAGGUGGAAAAGGGGCCCAUUGAUUAUAUGACAGGAGACGCCAGAUACUCACUAUCAGAAGACCGUCUUCUGAGAGAGAAAAUUGAGCCACACACACUGAUCUUAAAUGUGGAGCAUAGAACAGAAAUGGUCCAGUGUCGUGUUCUGGACUGUGAUACAAUAACCCAGGUGAAAGAGAAGAUCCUGGAUCACUUGUACAAGAAUAUACCCUAUUCACAGCGACCUUGUUUGGAUGACACUGAACUUGAGUGGCGAAACGGUCCAACAGGUCCUCUGACUCUUUGUGAUGAAGAUGUCGGAUCCUUCAACAAAGAUGGCUGGCGCCGCCUUAACACACUUGCCUUCUAUAAAGUUCAUGAUGGUGCAUACAUGUCUCUGCUGGACCGCCAGCACACGUAUAAAACACUCAAUGGUACUCUUGAUCAUGCUUUGAUGUCUAUGAGCUCACAGUUCCCUAUGUUCAAGACAGACACCGAUCCAAACACAAGGGUGUGGCACUUGGUAAAGCAUGAUGAUGUCCCCGUCAAGGAUGGUGGCGUUAAAAUGAUAUCUGAAAUCUUCCUGACACGGCUAUUAUCCACAAAGGGCACAUUACAGAAGUACGUUGAUGACUUAUUCAAAACUGUUUUGAGUGCUGGCCAUGUCCCACCUAUCGUCAAAUUUCUGUUUGAUUUUCUGGACCAAGAGGCCAUGCGCUAUGGUAUUGGAGAUCCAGAAGUUGUUCACACCUGGAAAUGCAACAGCCUCCCCCUACGUUUUUGGGUCAACAUGAUCAAGAAUCCUGACUUUGUGUUUGAUGUGAACAAACCACUGAUCGUGGACUCGUGUUUGAGUGUGGUUGGCCAGACAUUUAUGGACAGCUGUUCAACAUCUGAGCACAGACUAGGGAAGGACUCUCCUUCCAACAAAUUGUUGUUUGCAAAGGAUAUAGUCCACUAUCGCAAGUAUGUGGAGAAAUAUUUUGCGGAUAUCCGGGACAUGCCCCCCAUUAGUGAUCAGGAGAUCAGUACAUAUCUUGCUGACAUUUCGAGGAUGUGUUCUGGCAAAUUCUACAUUUCCAGUGCCUUGAGAGAACUAUAUUCAUUUGCCUCCAAAUACAGCAAUGAGCUGCUGGAGGAGUUAGAGCAGGACAACCAAGCCAAUGCUCAUCAAAUGUCAGCAAAACUAGGUCAUGUCAUCACCUCAAUGGAAGGCCCCUCUGCACGGAUGGCUUAUGUUUAAGCAUGCCACUGUAGAAGCCUGGGACUGGGUACAGCCAGUGCUUCUGAAGGUACUCAUGGAGAGAGCUGAGUUUACUCACAGCACCAGAUCUCCGAGUUCUUCAUUGGCUGGAUCAUUUGCCACUUCUCGACAAGGCCAUCAAGAACAAGUUCUCAGUGUGCUGCAGCUUACCCUCAUCUUCACUAUUCCUUGCCAGGAAAACCAACUUUGGAAGAAUUCUGGCAUCAGCAUUUUUUCAGUGGUAUGCACUGCAAAGAUGACUUGCCCACCAUGUACACAGAUGACUAAACCUCUCUCUCUGCCUUUGGGGGCAAAUUGACGGCAUUCUGUUGGUGUUUGGAGGGGAGAAGCAGAAUGUUGAAUUCUGAUGUACAUUAUCCUGUCAGCAUUGAUCAGUCAGCAGCAUUGCACUUGACCUUUAACUUUUAUUUAUUUUUAGUUGAACGAGCUUCACACAUGCACCAAAAUGUCUUGUGGCAUGGUGCCUUGUAUAUGGAUAGUUUGGUUUUUUUUUACCAGUGUGUCUGGCACAAGACUGAGAGAAAACCAUUUACUGUUUCGCAUCUGGUUCAAAGUACAUUCAAAGACCUGUAGAGUUUCUGUUGCAAACUGACAUUUGUAUCAUGGCGUCAUAAACAAUGACUGUUUGUUUGGGUACUAUGUGCUGUGUUCCGAAUGUUUGUAAACAUCGAUCUUUGAAGCACAAGUGCCACCAACUCCAAAGCCUCACCAGACAAAAGUCCCUGUGUUGCUUCUGUUAAGUUUCUAGGGAACAAGAGUUGAGUGUGCACACAUAUAUAUUCAGAGGCACAUGAGAGUAAAGGGCAUAUGAUGUUUGGACUUAAGCUUUCUUUCCAACAAUGUUACCACGCACAAGAGUUGUUGUCAGCAUGAAGAUUUAAAGGCCACGUGGGAGUUAUCUGCCUCAGAUUUCAGGCCUAUCUGUACUGCUUUCAAAAAUAGAUCCUUCCAUUUAAUAUUAUUUUUAUGACCUUGCAGUUUGCAAAGUGGAUGAAAUUUUAGCUGAAUCUGUAUAAAACCCAGUGGUAGGAUAGCAAUGUUUCAGACUGUCCAGAAAUGCAUAAAAGUAUUGGGAAGUUCAAGAAGAUGGUGUUCUGCUUUGAGUAUUCAUGGCCUUUUGUGAAUUAUUAUGGUGCUUGUUGUUAUAUAGUCUUGUCCAAGUAAGUUUGCCUACAUGAUAUUUGAAGUCUUCGUCCUCAUCAUUCACUUACCUCUGACCUAUUAUAUAUUACCAACUUGAACGAAUGCUAGGCAAGCUUCUAGGGUGGAGCUAUAUUUCAACAAGGAAUAACUAUAUUGCUGUGAAUUACAAGGGUCUUGUACCUUCUGUUCUAUGAAUGACUUCCCUUUUUCUUUAUUAGUUUGAUUAUUCAUGUUAAUGUCUAACGCCAAUUAAUGCAAAACAAAAUGCCAGUAAAACUAACUUGUUAAAACCAAUAAUAUUCGAAAGCUUUUAUACUUCAAUAUGGAAUGAAAAUCAGAUAUUCCUGGCUGAUGUCUAGCUGCCAAAAGUUCUCUAUAUGUACACUGCUGAAUGAAAAAAACAAACAAACAACAGAAAUUGUCAUGCUGUCAGAAAAAGUAGAUACAAUAAAUUAAAGGAGCAUUUCUUGUCACAGUGGCCAUCAAUCCAUGAAGUUUUACUUGUACUUUUUAUGUUUUAAAAACUGUGUGACAAAAGCUUAAUCUGUUUCUUUAUAUUUUGCAUUUGUUUUGAUACAAUUUUGCAAAUUUGUGCAGCAACAAAAUGCAAGAGGAUUACAACCCCCACUGCUGCUGUUUAUUAUUGUUAGGGCUUUCUAACAGGUCUUUUCAAACAUUAGUGUAGUCACACAGUCUUUGGCACUGGUUUGUACAAUGGUGUCUUUCCUCCCCAUUUUAUUGCAUUGUAUAUAUGUGAGUAUGUCUGUUUGCAAGUGUGUGCACGUGUAUGCUCUUAGUGUUUCAUCAGAUUUGUGGGUUACAUGUACAAAUAUGAAUUAACCAUAUCCAUGACUGCGAACGUCACAUUCACAAAUCAUUUCAAGUGCAUUAGGUUAUGGUUCAGAAAAAAAUUGACAAAAUGUCUUGCAACAGAAGCAAAGCAAAGUGGAUCAGUAUAUUAAAUACUUUUGUGCUUUGCUAUUUGAAGGCAUUAACUGUGUUUCAAGAAGUGGGAUUGAGAUUUUCGCUCAUGUGGAAAAAAUCCACAGCUCUUCUUGCCUCACUGUGCAUUGCUGUUGUACAAAGCUGAGAAACCUCUUUCCUUGUCAUAGAGGACAGAGUGAGUUUUGUGCAUUGUGUGAACAUGGUUUCCUGUUUGCAUCAAGUGGUUAUGUGUACAUUUGUGUGUAUGUGUAAGUAAAAGACAAUGCAAAGAGACGUCUUUCACUUCACGCUGGGAAACUUUUAUCCAGCAAGGACGAAUUCGCUGGCAGUUUUGAGAUCAUCAGAAUUUUAUCAACAGAGCUUGUGUGGAAGCUUCUGCACUGCCCCAGAUCAACGUCCAAGAUGUGCAGUCUGGCCAGCCAGCCUACAUAAAGAACUUACUGCAACUGGAACAAGACUUUGUUUUGGCGUGAAAAUAGCAUUUGGAAACUGACUUCUGCAGUUUGUGGAUUUCGACAUGACAUUUGUCGAAGGACAGUUCGAAGGGGGCUCCUCACCUGUAAAACAUGUUAUCUUAUCGAUCAACAAACACCGCAAGUCUUUCAAGGGGGACUAAUCCCCAGCCCUUUUUUUUAAAAAAAAAAAAGAAAUUCUUCAUUGCUCAUGUCAGCAAUGGUGUGAGCUUGUGAUACCAUACAGGGAGGUGAUGAGUUCUGACCAUCCAGCACGCAAAGAUACCCAUUGCAGGCAUUUUCUGAUGUUUGUUUCAGUAAGGCAGUAUAUUCUGGUUGACAACUUCAUGUCUGAUUAUGCUGUCAUGCAAGUCUCUCAAAUUUAUUUCAAUGAUUCAAAUUUAGAUGUCAUCGAGAAUACACUGGCGGAUUGCAGAGGAAGAAGAGAAAUGCAUCAUGUACAUUGUUUGCAGAAAUAUUCUUCGCUUCAAUAUUGCAUUUAACAUCUUAUGUUUCAAUAACCAUGUGUUCUGGGUGCUUCCAUUUUUCUGCUUUUCUCUGCCAGGCCUUUGAGAACAAUUUUCCGAUGUAAGAAAAUGAAUAAGCCAGAUAUGUUGAAAGUAUAUAUUAAUAAGCAGGUCAGUCAAGGGCUUGGGUACAGAACUGUAACAAAUGUUUAUUUGUUUGGGUUGUAUUAAUUCUUGUGUAUAUGUUGCAGCUGGUCGUUGUUGUACCAGUUUGACUUAAUUAUCUAAUACAUUCUUAUUACACUUUUACAUUUGCAGUAAUCAUUUUCUUUCUGUCUUUUUAAAUUGGUUUAUUUGAAUUAAUAUCCAGAUUACUGUUCCAACACAGUGUGUUAGACUAUGUCCAGCUUUUCUCUGUCAUACCAUUUUACAUUGAAUUUGAAGUUGAUUCAUUGAGUUGUAAAAAAAGCAUACACGUUUAGUUACUGCGAACAGUCUUGUUUUUCUUUUAGUCUUGAUAUGCAGUAAUCAGCCUGUUUCACAGUGGGAAUUGACCUUUGUCUGCACAAAUGCUUGUUUAAGGAUAACUCUAGUAUAAUGCUGCAACUGUCUAGGGAAAGCCUUCGCAAAAUUCAGCUGUAGAUUUUAUUCAUUUACUUUUUAUUUAAGCAAUAUUUGUGUAAUUUUUUAAUUCAUGUAAGCUGUAUUAUUUGGGUUUUCUCUUUGUGGUGUAAACUUGUUUUUUAAAGCUAUCAUCCUGAAGUCUGACUGGUGGUAGUUAAGCAGGGUACUAAAAUGGAUGAAUAGUUUGAUAAAGCCAACCAUCCCUCAGCAAGGACAAUUUUAUAUUUCUUUUACAGAUAAUGAUCCUAAACAGCAAUCAUCUGUGAAGGAUCAGCUUACAAAAUCUAUUUGUUGUUAUAAUUAAAAUAAGCGCAGAUAAGUCAAACAUAUAUAUCAUCCAGAGCUGUUGUAUUUUCCCAAAAUAUUCUACAGGUCUUAACAUUUUAUUUUUAUUUGUUUAUUUAUUUCACAGAAGAUUACAUUAUUUCUGCUAGGUUUAGCCGGUCAUUAUUAAGGUACAAUGGCUGGCUGUGAAAGUCAGCUGGUGGAAUAUGUCUAAAGAAAUGUGUGGUAAACAAUGAAACAAAUAUCAACAGGGCAACGUUCUUCAUUGCUGCUACCUUGCAGAGAUCUUUCAAAUUAGCAUUAUAUACAUAAAAACAGUAUUAUGAGAGGCUUGUUGCAUAAAAGUUAUGUACAGCAUAAUCUGCUGUGCAUCAUUAGUCGCAUUGAUAGAUUUUGUUUUCUUGACAGCAACAUUUCUUAAAUAUGGGAAAAUUGAAAUGUUAUUAUUUUUUUGCAUUUACCAUGUAAACUUUCUGCAUCCUGCAUAAUGUUAAGCACAGUAUAUUUUGAAGGAUAGAGAGUGUAAAACAGAGUUGUAUAUUGCUAAUUAUCUUUUGGGGGGACAUUGGUAGUCUUGAAAUUGAUCAAGGAAUUUAUUGAAUAUUUGACAUAAGAGUUUUAUUUUUCAUGGCCUCAUAUUGAUAUAUAUAUAUGUAAGAUAAAAGUCCUUAUUAAUAUGUGACAUUAAAGAUAAAAGUCCUUAUCAACAUGUGGCAUUAAGGGUCAGGUAACAGCACAGACUAACACAAUACCUGCAUACCCAUGAAUGAAGUUGAUGACUUGGGCCUUCUCUUUGUUCUCACAUACUCUGGUCAUGUUUUUUUUUUUCCUUUAUAAUACUUGCAAAUACUGGUCUUUUAACUGCUGUGUCUGAGGAGAUUUUUUAAAUUUGUUUUUGAACUUUCAUGCCCUAAUGAAAAAUUACAUUCUUUAAAAUAGAAAAUAAUUCCCCAGAAACUACUGAAAUGUUAAAAAUGAUUCAGCAGGUGUUUCACCCGACCAUUUAAAAAAAAUCUAUGUGGGACAGUAAUCACACUUUUGUUUAGGCUCUUUAACGCUAAAUUUAAAUGGUCUAAGUUGGCACUAACGUCUCAGCAUUUUAUGGGCUCCAUACUAAACAGUAUUCCAUGAAAAUAAAAGAAAAAAAGAUAUUGCACCAUGGGCACUAAGGUCAUUUAACAAGUCUUUCAAAGUCCUCAUUCUUUUACUAUUUUAGCCUGCUUCUGGACGCAAACAUUUUUUGUACUGUGUAUAUAUUUCCAUAAGUUUGUCGAAAGUGUUUCUUUCGUUUUGAUAAGACUUGGAUGAAUAACAGGUAAUCUUCAAUAAACUGUAUCCCUAUUGUUUAUAUAUACAUAUAGGAAGACCUUGCAUAUAUUUUGCAAAAAAUAAGUUCUACUUUUUAAUAAUAUAACUAAUCUUGGCUUUGGGAUGCAUGUCUCUUAUAAUCUAAUCAAUGAUACAGUGGAACACUUAUCCCAAAAGUGGUUACAACAUUGACAUACUGAUUAUUAUUUAAAGGGGUAAUGUCAGACUUUCAUUACUCUUCAUAAAUGCUUCACAGUGAUAAUUGAUUCAGAUCUUGGUUGAGUUUGAGCCAGGCGGGAGUCAAGGCUUUUUAUUUGUGGCUUAAUUUUGGUCUGUGUACUUUGUGAAAUUUAUGAAAAAGUGUUCACAUGGUAUUAAUUUCAUAUUGGUGAUUAUUUUAUCUAUCCAAGUCUUUUGCCUUGGCCACGUGCCAUGCAGUACCUUUUUUCUGUUGGCUUAUUUUAACAGACUAAGUUUUUACUUUCCUUUUCAUCAUAAGCACAAACAGGUAUACCCUCUUGCCAAAAUUUUAUAGUUUGUCUUUCCAAGAUUGAGGCUUGAAUGUUAUGGUGAAAGCUUCAACUCAAUGCUUGUAUCAUCAGUGAAAUGAACUGUUGGGUUUGAGUCACCUCUAACAUGCUGGACAGAACAUCAUCAUUAUGAUGGGUUCAGCCAAUUCUAUAACAAAGGAAAGUGUGCCUGCAUCAUUAGUCUUCACUAUUUCUUAAAGCUGACAACUUGAACUAGACAUGGAUUAUUGUCAUUUCUUUGCAUAAUUUUAUGUUAAACUGAAAUAUUUCAGUUUCAGAAAAUCAAAGGCAUACUAUCAAAUUUAAACAUCUGGUUCAUCCUUUAGGAUGAGAGGUGGAUAUCAUAGACAUGAGAGAGGCAGCCUGCUAGGCCCAACCCAACUCAUUUUAUGAUUGAGGGUGUGUUGUUUUUUUUCGAGCUUCUAUAUAAAUAUAUUCAUUAUUUGAUAAGGCUACCAUGUGGAGUGAAGGACUCAUUCCAAGCUGUGUCCAUGAUAUAUAUUUGACGUCAAAAUUUGUCUAUACAGAUGUGCUGGCCAUGAUAAAUAAUAUUCAUGUUGACAUUGUCAAAUGUUGUGCACUUUCUUAAAAAUAAUACAAGUUUUAACACAA
Molecule: messenger RNA, 10210 nt
Organism: Pomacea canaliculata
Lineage: Eukaryota; Metazoa; Mollusca; Gastropoda; Architaenioglossa; Ampullariidae
Product: plexin-B-like
Exons: 26
Coding region: 182-3823 (1213 amino acids)
Biological process (GO): motor neuron axon guidance; positive regulation of axonogenesis; negative regulation of cell adhesion
Cellular component (GO): semaphorin receptor complex
Molecular function (GO): semaphorin receptor activity
Source: RefSeq, a predicted model, not a curated record